AUGAAUAUCUCGAAUCCGAUAUCCUCAGAAAUCAAUGCCGUUCACUUCGGUUUUCUGUCCACGAAGGACAUACUCUCGAUAUCUGUUAAGCAAAUUGUCAACCCUUCGACUUUCGAUGUGAAUGGCAAUCCUGUAGAUGGAGGUCUUUACGACCCUGCCCUUGGACCAUUCGGGCGAUCAAUAGCAUGCUCGACUUGUAAUCUGAGUAACGAAAACUGCCCUGGUCAUGUCGGCCACAUUUCCCUCCCGACACCGGUUUACCAUCCUGUAUUCUUCGAUCAGAUGUACCAUGCAGGUUUAAUUCACGAGAGUGACGACAUCGAGCUCAUAGGAUCCACCAAACUUCACCGCUCGGACCAUGGUCUUUCGACUACGACUGAUGUUGGGGAUGUUGUUGAAGACCUCGAGGAAGAGGAUACGGAGACCGUCAUAAGAAAAAGAAACAGAUACGUAUACAAGGCAAUUAAAUUAAACCGCAAGGUUGGCCUAGGUUCUACGCAGAUAAUGGCAGUUGCUCAGGCUCGUAGGGCCUUGGUUCACGCCUUCCUAAAGGACAUGAUGGGUGGUCGUAGGUGCAGUUCGUGUAAAGGAGUAUCACCAACAUACCGGAAGGAUGGUUACUCUAAGAUCUUCCAGCGCCCACUCUCGCAUAAGGAGCAGCAACAGAUGGCUUUACUUGGCUUAAAGGUGAAGCACUGUCUAGCAAAGUUGGCAAAGCAGAACCCUGCGCAUUCAGAGGCCCAGAAGCAAAAGGGGGGGGAGAACGCCGAAACCCGGCCGAUAGUUGAGGCAGCAAACGAUUCGGAUGUAGAAAUGGAAGAGGUAGAUACUCUAUCGGAGGAGCCUGAAAAUCCAAAGUCCGGAACAUUUUUGCCUCCUAUGGAAGUUCUCCAGCGGCUUACCCAUCUCUUCAAGAAUGAGUCGGAGAUAUUAUCCUUAAUCUACCGGAACAGCAGGAGCCGAAAGGCUCAAGACGGAAAUGCCGCAAUGUUCUUUUUGCAAGCAGUUAUAGUUCCUCCGACCCCGUUUCGUGCCCCGAGCUUUGCUGGAAAUGAAUUGAACGAGAACCCCCAGAAUUCUAUCCUAAAGAAGAUUCUUGAUAGUUCAAUUAGAAUACGUGAUAUCAAUGACGCAGCUAGAAGCGAUCUUGAUAAACAUUCUGCAUUCGGAAAGCUUAUUCGAGAGUUCAUUAAUCUACAGGACAACGUUAACUUGUUUAUUGAUUCUACUAAAGGAGGCGGAGCCGUUAGCGCUAGACAAGCUGCCGCUAUCAUCGGUAUCAAACAGGUGCUAGAAAAGAAAGAAGGCCUAUUCCGAAAGAACAUGAUGGGCAAGCGUGUCAAUUAUGCUGCCCGGUCCGUCAUUUCACCAGACCCCAAUAUUGAAACAAACGAGAUCGGUGUCCCCCUCGUAUUCGCAAAAAAGCUCACAUAUCCGGAGCCUGUUACCCCUCACAAUGUCGACGUAAUGCGCCAGGCUGUCAUGAAUGGCCCUAAUAUCUGGCCUGGAGCAACCCACAUUGAAAAUGAAAAUGGUCGACUGCAGCGCCUGCCAUUGUCCGCUGAGAGCAGAAAAGCUCUCGCGAACCAGUUGCUUACACCAUCUGAGGCUACUCUUAAGUCCUUCAAUAAAAAGGUUUAUCGACAUCUGAGGAAUGGCGACAUGGUGAUUAUGAACCGGCAGCCGACUCUCCACAAGCCCUCUAUGAUGGGACACAAAGCUCGUGUCCUCCCAAAGGAAAACACAAUUCGUAUGCACUAUGCCAAUUGCAAUACCUAUAACGCCGAUUUUGACGGCGACGAAAUGAAUAUGCAUCUUCCUCAGAAUGAGAAUGCCCGAGCUGAGGCUCAGUAUAUCGCCAACACUGACUCCCAAUAUCUCGUGCCGACAUCGGGAAAGCCUCUUCGAGGUUUGAUUCAGGAUCAUAUUGUUAUGUCACUACAUAUGACUCAACGUGACUCCUUGUUUACCAGGGGGGAAUACCAAGAGCUCUUACAUGCUUCUCUUCGACCCGAAGACAAAAUGGGGGCUGCUGAGAGGAUCCAGCUUCUACCCCCUACUGUAUUGAAACCUGUAAAGCUAUGGACAGGGAAACAGAUUGUGACUACGAUUUUGGAGAAUAUCCGCCCUCCCGGAACGACCGCCAUUUCUUUCACUUCGAAGACAAAGGUCCCAGGAUCCAGUUGGGCUGAGAAAUCAGAGGAAGGAGAAGUCGUCGUUUCUAAGGGCUAUUUUGCCUGCGGUGUGCUUGACAAGUCACAAGUAGGUGCAUCUGCUUAUGGAAUUGUUCACUCUGUCCAUGAACUUUACGGUCCAACUAUAGCAGGAAGCUUCCUGAGUAUCCUUGGCAGACUGUUUACAAAACUUCUACACAUGCGUGCGUUUUCCUGUGGUAUGGAGGAUCUAGUAUUUGCUCCACAAGGUGACCAUGUCCGACGGAAGACUCUUGAGCUAGCCGCAUCUGCUGGAACUGAGGUUGCUAGAGGUUUUGUUGAAUUGGCCAAGGAUUUUGUAGACCCGAGUUCUAUCAUUUUAUCAUCCAAACUCGAGGAGGUUCUACGAAACGAUACUAAGCAGCAGACGCUUGAUAGUCUCAUGGGUUCCAAGGGCCAUGAGAUAACAUCCAAAGUCAUCAAACUCUGUCUACCAAACUCCCUUGUCAAACCUUUCCCAAAAAAUCAGAUGCAGGCCAUGACAGUUUCUGGUGCCAAGGGGUCUGAUGUCAAUGCAUCGCAAAUCUCUUGCCUUCUCGGACAGCAAGUUCUUGAAGGCCGAAGAGUUCCAGUUAUGAUUAGCGGAAAGACACUUCCUAGCUUCGCUCCGUUUGACCCUGGUCUGCGUGCUGGCGGUUACGUUACAGGCCGUUUCUUAACGGGAAUCCGUCCUCAAGAGUACUACUUCCACGCUAUGGCUGGAAGAGAAGGUCUCAUUGAUACAGCCGUCAAGACAAGCCGUUCCGGAUAUCUUCAGAGAUGUUUGAUCAAGGGAAUGGAGGGUAUUCGAACGCACUAUGAUAGUUCAGUUCGUGAUUCCGAUGGCUCCCUCGUACAGUUCUUGUACGGGGAAGACGGUAUAGAUAUCGGAAAACAUGCUCACCUCAGCGACUUCACUUUCCAUGCAAAGAAUCACGAGACAUACAUUGAGCAACUAGGAUGUGCAAACCUUACCGAUAGACUUGAUUUCAAUACAGCAAUGGAUUACUCGAAAGAGGUGGCUAAGAAAUUCCGCAAGGCGGGAUCAUCACCGAUCACUAUGGAUCCAGCGAUAUCCGUGUUCCCUCCUGGUAGAUAUGUCGGCAGCGUAUCGGAACAGUUCUCAGGCGACUUAGAAAAGUUCGUCAAGGAGAACCCAGACGAGUGCCUCUCGGACAAGAGGGAGAAGAAAAUGUUCAAAAAUUUGAUGUACCUCAAGUACCUACGUUCGUUGAUCAGCCCUGGUGAAGCUGUCGGAAUUCUUGCUGGGCAGUCCAUUGGCGAACCGUCCACCCAAAUGACGUUAAACACUUUCCAUUUGGCAGGGCACGCGGCAAAGAACGUGACGUUAGGUAUUCCGCGCCUACGUGAAAUUGUUAUGACUGCCUCAGCAACAAUAGCGACUCCGAAGAUGACCUUGACACUGAACGAUCACGUCUCCCCCGACCAAGCAGCGAUAUUUGCCAAGAGUAUCAGCAGGUUAAGCUUAUCAGAGGUAGUGAAGAAUGUAACAGUUACUGAAACGACAGGGGAAGGGAGAGGCCAUGCUCAGGCAAAGACCUAUAAGGUCAAGCUAGAGUUUUUUCCAUCAGAGGAGUAUGAAGAAGAAUACAGUACUACAACCCCGGAGAUAUUUCAGUCAAUCCAGGAGAUGUUUAUCCCGAAACUCUGCAAGGAAGUUGGAAAGGAGUUUAAGAAGAUGGCAUCCAAUACGGACUCUGUACCAACGGUCGGGGCCGCUUCCAAAUCUAUUAGCGACGGGCAAACCGGCCAGGCCGGAAUGGAUGCCCACGACGAUGACGAUCAAAAUGUGGUUGAUAGUGAUGAUGAAGAUGGCGAACAAGAUGCAAAACAAAGCUCUCGGAAGGCAGAUGCUACUGCGUACGACGAGCCUGAUGACGACGAAAAAGGUAUUUUGGAUGGCAUCGAAGCCGAAGAGGAAGAAGACGACGAUGAUUCGUCUAGCGACGAGGAGAGUGAUGAUGCAGAAAAUGACGAAUCAGAUGGGCGGGAUGGGAAAGGCGGGCAGAGGGACCUCAGUCGAAAGGAUGUAGAUUCGGCAUUUGAUACGUUGAGAUCAAAUCAUUCCGAGCUCUCAGCUUUUUCGUUUGAUCGUGCCGGGGGUAGUUGGUGCCAGAUUGAGCUAGAGUACGCUGCGGAGUCGCCCAAAAUUUUGAUGAUCAAUCUUGUGGAGAAAGUAUGCCGGGAAAGUGUGAUACAUCACCUGGCUGGAAUCAAGACAUGCGAGGUGGUAGUAGACGAUAUGCAAAAGAAGAAGCAGCUGAGCGUGGACGGGGUGAACUUCCACGCCAUCUGGGACUACGCUCACGUGAUAGACACGAGUGCGAUCCACUCCAACGAUAUCGCAGCUGUGUUGCGAGUGUACGGGGUGGAGUGUGCACGCAACACAAUUAUUCAGGAGAUGGGCUCUGUGUUCAAAGGGCACGGUAUCGCAGUGGACACGCGGCAUUUGAAUUUGAUAGCGGAUAUCAUGACCCGAAAUGGCGGAUUCUCGCCGUUCAACCGGACAGGACUCGCAGCAGCUGUUUCGCCGUUGAUGAAGAUGAGCUUCGAGACAACAUGCAACUUCCUGAAAGAAGCGAGUCUCGCUUAUGAUUGCGACGAUUUGAGGAGCCCAAGUGCCAGGAUAGUGUUUGGGCGGCUGCAGAACAUUGGAACUGGGUCCUUCGGGGUGCUGGUCCCGACCGCUUAA
Molecule: messenger RNA, 4905 nt
Organism: Orbilia oligospora ATCC 24927
Lineage: Eukaryota; Fungi; Ascomycota; Orbiliomycetes; Orbiliales; Orbiliaceae
Exons: 9
Coding region: 1-4905 (1634 amino acids)
Biological process (GO): DNA-templated transcription
Cellular component (GO): RNA polymerase I complex
Molecular function (GO): DNA binding; DNA-directed RNA polymerase activity
Source: RefSeq, a predicted model, not a curated record